Molecule: messenger RNA, 352 nt
Organism: Staurois parvus
Lineage: Eukaryota; Metazoa; Chordata; Amphibia; Anura; Ranidae
Source: the annotation of a GenBank genome assembly
AGUGUAGCCCCAGCAGUGCCACCUGUCAGUGCCCAUCAAUGCCACCUGCCAGUGCCAAUCAGUGCCACUUAUCAGUGCCAGUCAGUGUCACCUAUCAAUGCCAGUCAGUGCCACCUAUCAGUGCUGCCAAUCAGUGCCACCUAUCAGUGCCAGUCAGUGUCACCUAACAGUGCCAGUCGGUGCUGCCUAUCAGUGCCAGUCAGUGCCACCUAUCAGUGCCAUAUAUGAGUGCUGCCUUUCAGUGCCCAUCAGUGAUGCCUGUCAAUGCCUAUCAGUGCCACCUACUAGUGCCUCCUCAUCAGUGCCACCUAUCAGUGCCCAUCAGUGCAGCCUAUCAGUGCCCAUCACUGCA